AUGUCGCCGACGUCGCCGGUACCUCAAACCCCUGAGUGUGCAUUUCCUUUGGUUAUAAUUGACGACACCCAACGUAGUGCCGACGAAGAUAAAGCUGACAGCAUCUUCGACGACAAUCUAGAUGAGGCCAUGUCGGCUGCAGUCGAUGCGCUCGAGGCGAUACAAGAGCGUCGUAGGAUCGCAAAUGAACGUUAUCGUUUAGUUGAUGAAAUAAUGCUUCCGCUAACUAAAUCUGGGAGUAAAUUUAUAUCAUUCGGUGUGAGACCGUUUAAGAACUUUGAAGCGGCUGUUAAAAUCCACAAUCCACAAUUGACAGCGGCAGUGAUCUUCGACGAUGAAGAGUAUGAUGAUUUUGUCAAGAAAUUGGCACGAGAAAGUUUCUUUGGAGGACGCACUAAUGCAUCACAACUUUAUUAUAAGUGUCGCCCUGGUGAAAAAAUAAAAUAUUAUGACGUAUGCUCGUUGUAUCCAUACGUAAAUAAAUAUGGAAAAUAUCCUGUGGGUCAUCCGGUGAAACUUUACGUACAUCCAAAUGACUGCAAUCAGAUUGACUUGCAAAACUUUGAAGGAUUGGUUAAAUGUACGGUCCUACCGCCUCAAGACCUGUAUCAUCCCGUGCUUCCAUAUAGAUGUAACGGUAAAUUAACAUUUCCGCUGUGUCGAUCCUGCGUGGAAACAGAAUGUCAACGAGAGUGUUCACAUCAAAUCAGUGAUCGACAGUUUACUGGUACCUAUGUUGCUGAUGAGCUGCGCAAGGCGAUUGAAAAACAGUAUAAAGUUGUAAAUAUUUCUGAGGCCUGGGAAUAUAAAGUUGUACAAUAUGACAGAGACUCAAAAUCUGGCGGGCUGUUCUCAGAAUAUGUUAAUAAUUUUCUCAAAAUCAAACAGGAAUGCAGUGGUUGGCCGAGCUGGUGCGUUAGUGAACUAGAGAAAGACCGUUACAUCGAUCUGUAUCGAGAACGAGAGGGAAUUAUUUUAGAUAAGCAAAAGAUAUGCAAGAACGCAGGCCUUAGGUUUGUUUCCAAAAUAAUGUUGAACUCAUUUUGGGGCAAAUUUGGCCAACGAGAGAACGCUCAACAAACUCAAUUUAUUCACGAUCCUUGCGAAUUAUUUAAGAUGGUGACAAAUCCGUCACUUAUCGUAAAUAAUUUAACCAUAGUCAAUGAUGACGUACUCAUGGCUAAUUGGGAACGAGUUGAAGAAGACAUUGCGUUAUUGAAAUCUGUGAACGUAGCUAUUGCUGCAUAUACAACAGCUAGCGCACGUUUAGAAUUAUAUAAAUACUUAGAGCAGCUAGACAGACGCGUACUGUAUUAUGACACUGACAGUAUCUUUUUUAUCAGCGAGUACGAUGGACAGCUUGAACCGCCCACCGGUGAUUUCCUAGGCGAUCUUACAGACGAAAUGGCCGAGUACGGGGAUGGUUCUUAUAUUGCGGAAUUUGUUAGUGGCGGCCCAAAGAAUUACGCAUAUAAGUUUUGGAAAGCCUCUGAAAACACAUAUGAUACGGUGUGCAAAGUAAAGGGUAUUACUUUACAUUAUGCAAAUUCGCAAAAAGUUAAUUUUGAAGCAUUAAAGACGAUGAUCUUAGAAAACCCUACCGUUUCUUUACAAAUCAGUGACAAAGCUAUCAUUCGUAAUAAAAGGUAUGAUGUACUUACCAAAAAUGCGCAUAAAACCUAUGGUAUGAGUUACACCAAAAGACGUCGCAUACAGGGCAGCUUUGACACUCUACCAUACGGUUAUCGAACCUAA
Molecule: messenger RNA, 1755 nt
Organism: Zophobas morio
Lineage: Eukaryota; Metazoa; Arthropoda; Insecta; Coleoptera; Tenebrionidae
Exons: 2
Coding region: 1-1755 (584 amino acids)
Biological process (GO): DNA replication
Molecular function (GO): DNA binding; nucleotide binding; DNA-directed DNA polymerase activity
Source: RefSeq, a predicted model, not a curated record